UUAUCCUCCAUGAUAUAAAUGAGUCAGUUUUAAUCAGUUGCACACUUUUUAAGAUUAAAUCAGCAGGUGGAUGCAACACUUGGUGAAGGUUGAAACAUUUAAACCACGUUCUCCACAUAUAUUCCAGCUGUGCUCAGUUGAUCUGUGCAUUGAGGGCUGAAACUACAGCAGUUUUUUCCCUGUACGUUGUUCGCUGCAUCAUAAUUAUGUAACCUCGCCGUUAACAGUUGGGGUACGAUCACGGUGCUCCGCAAGUGGAGAAGCCAUAAAUCACCUCAGCAUUUUAACCACGGGAAGCGGAGGUGCCGGGGAGGAGACAAAUAACGACGUCUCUCCGGUUCCGAGUCCAGUCCGUCGGACUGAUGCACAGUCCGGGAUCCGGAUUGGAGCUGCGGAGAAUAAUUUGCCACAGAUUCCUCUGCAUAGUGGAGGCACUAUCACGGACCACGUGAGAGGAAUAUUCAAUGACGGUCCCCGACGGAGCGGCUCAUCUCUGCUGGCACUCCUCUGAUGCUGACAUGGACUCCUGGACGCAGAAUGCUCUCAGCUUCCCAGAACCGGAGCAGGAGGGAGGGCGACACUCUGUCUGAAUGUAACCUUUGAUCUUUUUUUUCUCUCUUUUCUUUUGGCUGUUUUCUCUUGUUUUUUUCGCUUUCUUUUUGUUUGGGGGUUUCUUUUUUUCUUUUUCUUCUCUCCAAGUCCCAGUAUGGCUUGGCCGUGCAUCAGCAGAGUGUGCUGCUUGGCUCGCUUCUGGAACCAGUUCGAUAAAUCGGACCUCUCCGUCCCCCUCACCAUCCAGAACUACUCGGACAUCUCCGAGCUGGAGGUGCGCUCCGUCACCAAACAGGUCUCCGCCUCGGAGCGCGCGCCGGGGAACAACUACUCGGUCCCGGAGCCGCGCGCCAAAGGCUCCCCGCAGGCGCCCGCGGAUGGCCCGGGGACCCGGGGGUCUUUCAGGGCGCGGAAGGAGCCCAGCUACAAGCCCAGGGACGACUACCACCCGCCGGGAGUACCUUUCCCCAGCGUCACCCAGUACAAGCAGGAUUUCAAACCGUGGCCCAUUCCCAGGAAGGAGAACUUCCCUUGGAUUAGUAACGGGGGCAGCAGGGCGGACAGCGGGUCGGACAGCCCGGUGAACACUUACCACAUCCAGGGGCAGCCGGGGGAAAGAGAGGAGCGGGGGAAGGGGCAGAGGUGCGGGGAGCAGCAGGUGAUGGAGGAGAGCAAAACCAGCUCCUACAGGCAGGAGUACAGGCCGUGGACGGGGGCGAGGCCGGCAAAAAGCGCGAGGAAAACCCCUCCGGCUCAAUACUCCAGCCCGGGGACCGAGGCCGCCCACGUCCCGCGGGAGACCAGCUACCAGGCCGCCUACAGCUCCACAGGUGUGCAUCAGGGGGAGCACGUCAUCCCGUCUGCCGCCUCCAACAUACAGCCUGCCCCCAUCCCCAACCCCACCGCCCUGCAAGCUGGCAGUUCGCCGAGCCCCUCCAGCCUCCAGCAGAACAUCUUCCCCGAGAGCACAACCAAGGGAGAGGAACAUCUGGUGAGGACCAAGCUCUCCCCGAACCCUUCCGCCGUCUUUCAAAGCGGGCAGAGGGUCUUCAACAUCUGACAGCCGCGGCCGUUCGCAACCAUUCCACUUCGAUCGGUUUCCACUUUAGAGAAUCAACGGGGCGGGGGGAUGUUUUCAGUCCAUUCCACGACACAAGAAUCUAUGCAAGGGAAUGUAUUGUUGUGAAGGCCGUGGAGCUGCAGCGUCAGUAUCCCGAGAGGAAGAUCGGUAGAUAGACUCCCCUUCCCUUCGGCACCACUUCCUGCUCUCCGUUGUUAUGGAAAUGAAUAUGCAUGUUAAGAAAAUAGCUUGAAACAUUUUUCUUUGUAUUUUUUUUUUUUUUUUGAGGUUAUAGACGCACAAGAAACUGGCUGCUCUGCGUGUGUGUGUGUGGGUUUGUUUGUGUGCGCGCCCGCCAACUCGUCCUCUUAUUGUACAUAACCAUGAAUGAUUUGUCGUUAAGUGCUUACGUUGCUCUUCGGUGUUGCUAGAAAUCUGCUCGAAAAUAACUUAUUUCCACAGUAUUCAUUUAGUUUCCUGUUUCGGGAGGAAGUGUCGUUCGGUUUCUCAUUUUGUAAAUCUAUUGUGGAAGAAAGUGUACGAUGUAAGCGAAAACACAAUAAAAGAUUAUUAGCAAGGUUCCUA
Molecule: messenger RNA, 2197 nt
Organism: Mugil cephalus (flathead mullet)
Lineage: Eukaryota; Metazoa; Chordata; Actinopteri; Mugiliformes; Mugilidae
Gene: map6d1
Product: MAP6 domain containing 1
Exons: 3
Coding region: 707-1612 (301 amino acids)
Biological process (GO): regulation of microtubule cytoskeleton organization; cytoskeleton-dependent intracellular transport; microtubule cytoskeleton organization
Cellular component (GO): microtubule; Golgi-associated vesicle; cis-Golgi network
Molecular function (GO): microtubule binding; calmodulin binding
Source: RefSeq, a predicted model, not a curated record